AUGAAGAAAACAUACUUCAUCUCGCCCAACUUCGACAUUGCGCCUCCGCCAGAUGGCCCACUCAAGCUCGGCCACAUCAUUCCGCGCCCAGAUGAGUCCGAUAUCGAGCCGCUCAAUGUCGACAGCUACAUUGCAGCCCCAGCGUCGCUGCCACCCAUGCUCAAGACUGGCUUUUCCAGCUCCCGCAGCAAGCUACUGGCCGGCGAACUCGGUAUAUGGGCUCAGGUCAUGGCCACAAUCGGCGUUCACGCCAGCGCAGGCUUCGAUUGUUCUUCAGAUGACGAGAUCAACGUUAGAGAGGUUGAGACUCAGAGCUUCCAACCAAGUCUGGACUACGUGACAAGAAGCGUUGCUGGCCUCGACGUUGCUGCUUUCCUUGAGCAGACCCGAUACAAAGCUCCAGUAUAUAUGAUCACAGGCCUCAAGAUCGCCCGAGGAGCAUCCAUGCGCAGCAGCAGUAGCAGAUCCAUCAAUGCCUCUGGCGGAGUAGACCUACCCAUGGAAGGCGCCCGAGUAGGACCAAGCGGAAAGUUAACGCACAGGCGAGCGGAACACGGAUCAUUUGAGGACUCGAGCGACUUCGUGCUCGCGUUUCGCAUCCAGCGUGUGCGAUUCCGUGUCAAGGACGGCGUACCAGAGAUUAGGGACCGCGCAACAUAUGUCAAGGGAGCUAAGAUGCUGGGAGACGACGACGAGACUCCACAAGGACCAGAGGCGCCAGAAGUUCUCGGUCUACAGGACGAGGCUGAUGAAUUGCCGGAGGAAGUGGGAUUGCUUAAUGGUGUACAUCACGAUGACGAUGACGGUGAUCAGCUCUGCGAAUUUGCGUUGUUACGAUAG
This is a messenger RNA of Zymoseptoria tritici IPO323, 840 nucleotides long. RefSeq lists its product as uncharacterized. The record is from RefSeq and is a predicted model, not a curated record. The coding region runs from base 1 to 840 and encodes 279 amino acids. Lineage: Eukaryota; Fungi; Ascomycota; Dothideomycetes; Mycosphaerellales; Mycosphaerellaceae. The transcript has a single exon.